This is a messenger RNA of Sciurus carolinensis (gray squirrel), 1989 nucleotides long. It is a transcript of the gene Nudt17, whose product is annotated as nudix hydrolase 17. The transcript has 8 exons. The coding region runs from base 295 to 1326 and encodes 343 amino acids. The record is from RefSeq and is a predicted model, not a curated record. Gene Ontology annotation, cellular component: cytosol. NCBI's taxonomy places the organism in Eukaryota, Metazoa, Chordata, Mammalia, Rodentia, Sciuridae. Gene Ontology annotation, biological process: NADP+ catabolic process; NAD+ catabolic process. Gene Ontology annotation, molecular function: NADH pyrophosphatase activity.
GUGAAGGAGUGCUUAUAGUUCAGAGCAGGGCUAGUGGGAGGUGACACAAGAGCCCAGAAAACAUUCGGUCCGGAGAUCAUUGUCCUAAAUAGAGAAGUCAGGAAGAAAGGACGAAAUGAGGGUUUAGGGGUGUGCUUUGCAUUUUAUUAACAUUACACUCGGGGACGGUCCCAAGGAGGUCUAAAUUUCCCAGACGUUUGGGAAACCUGGCUUGCUUCUGACUGGCCAGAAGCUCCGCGGGGAGGCACAGCUGAGCCACCAGAGGGCGCCAAGCGGAAGGCAGUGACCCGCGUUAUGGCGGUGGCUCGGGUGCUGCUGCUCCUGUCCGGGCGACCACAGUCGGUGAGCUUCGCGCAGAGUGUGUGCGGCCUCCUAGGCGCCGGGCCAGGACUCGGGCCAUGGCCCACGUACUGCAGCUUGAAGCGAGGACGGCUCGUCCUCUCGAACAGGCCGUUCCCAGACGCCUUCGCUAGACUUCCGCUUCAGGUCAGAAGUGGGACCAGCGAGGGAAGUGAAUGGUCCAAGAUAGGGACUGGAACCGGGUGGGAACACGGCGAGAGUCUAGGAGUCCGGACCUCCGGGUCUGAACUGCCCAUGAAUCGAGGUGUGGAUCUGGGUGUGGCCACCAUUCUGCAGUCCAGCGACCAGACUGUCUUGUUGACCCGAAGGACACGCAAUCUCAGGGUUUCCCCCAACCUUUGGGUUCCCCCAGGUGGACAUGUGGAACUUGAUGAGGAGCUGCUGGACGGAGGACUUCGAGAGCUGUGGGAGGAGACAGGACUACAGCUGCCCCAGGGCCAGUUCUCUUGGGUCCCUUUGGGGUUAUGGGAGUCUGCCUAUCCUCCUAGGCUGAGCUGGGGUUUCCCCAAAUACCAUCACAUCAUUCUUUAUCUACUUGUGAUCUCCCAGGAGUCACAGCAGCAGCUGCAGGUCCGGAUCCAACCAAACCCAAGUGAAGUGAGUGCCUUUAUGUGGCUGGGACCAAAUAUAGCAGCUGCAGUGUCUGCUACAGAGGAUGGGACAGAAACAUCCACAUUUCUCCCUCAGGACCUACCAUCCUCUAUCCUUGCAGUAGAACUAAAAGAGAAUGGAGAAGCCCAGCCUCUGGUCCUGCCAACAUCCACACUGCUGCAGACAACCCCAACCACAGUGGAGGACAAAGAGAGGAUCAGCACUGGAACCAAGUUUGCCCUUGGGCUCUGGCUACAACAUCUGCACAGUGUAACACCCCCAUCAGGUGAAGGUGGAGCUUACGUGGAUGCAGGGUCAUCAAAGGAAGAACAGAACAUGAACCCUCUUGACCCAACCCAGGGAUGUGGAAAGUAAAGUGCCCAAUUCCCUCCCUAGCCCACCUCCAUGACACUCACAUAACAUUCACAACCUUUAUUAUGGGUGAGAACUUUGCUACAACUUUGAAAAUAAAAAGUAAAAUUACAACAUAGGUCCUAGGCCCUUGAGGAGCCAGAAAAAAAAGAGAUCGGGAAGGAGGACACGAAGUCCUCCUACCUCCCAGGAAAGGUGCAAAAUGAGCCAGGGCAAACCACAGGGCCAUGAGCCUCUAGACGCAUAGGCCCCAGGCUGAUCAGUGUUAGGAAACAUUGUGAACUUAAAUAUAUAAAUAGAGAGGGACCCGGCAAUAGGCUGGGCCCUCCCUGCUCUCAAACCCCUGGGGAUCUUGACUAAGGCCUUAUCUCCUACUCAGUCAUACUGGGAAGUAGGAGGCAGGGAAAGUCAUCUUUGGAGUAUUUUGGGGUUUUCUGUUUUUGUACCAAAAAAUCUGCAACACAAAAUAAAGUUUUUUGUCCAUCUCUGAAACUGUCUGUCUCUAUUUUGCCACCUGUGUGGCCAAAGGGAACGGAAUGGACAUGAAAAGUAUGAAUGGUUGGGUUUGGGGGAUGGAGAGGGCAUCUCAGGGUAAAGAAAAGGACCCCUUCCCCAGGAGGCUCUAGAUAGAGUAAAGGCUGAGGAUUCACCCUUCCCCCAACUCAC